Molecule: messenger RNA, 2007 nt
Organism: Scomber japonicus (chub mackerel)
Lineage: Eukaryota; Metazoa; Chordata; Actinopteri; Scombriformes; Scombridae
Gene: ddx59
Product: DEAD (Asp-Glu-Ala-Asp) box polypeptide 59
Exons: 8
Coding region: 59-1984 (641 amino acids)
Molecular function (GO): RNA helicase activity; nucleic acid binding; ATP binding
Source: RefSeq, a predicted model, not a curated record
GAAGAGGUAUCGGUAAUAUGUCGCUUUCAUUGAACAAACGCAAAUAGAAGUCUAUAAAAUGUUCAUGCCGAGAGCCCUUAAAGUGAAGAGACCAGCAGAGGGCUCAAAUACAGCUUUGAAGAAGAAAAGUAAGGUUGAUGAGGAGGAGAAGAAUGAUGAAGGUAGUUCAUUGAUGCCUGCUCAGAAGGAGGAAGCACAUGAAGACACCAAAACGCAAAAUGAGACACUACAAACAGGUGGAGACUCUGCAGCUUUGACAGAGAGCCCACCACAUGAAGAGAGACAUGAGCCCCCCUCAGGUGAUAUAGAGGCGGCAGAGGAGGAGGAGGAGGAGGAGGAGGAUGAGCCAGUCAAAUCUUUCAAGAAGAGCCAGAGAUGGCCGGAGCCAGGGGAGCCCAUCUGUGUGAUGUGCGGUCGCUAUGGGGAGUACAUUUGUGACAGCACUGACAAUGACGUUUGCAGUCUUGAAUGCAAAGCCAGCCACUUGGUCAAAAUGGGAAUGGGGAUUGGGGUUGAUGUGUUUAACUGUAAGGACACAGGUGGAGGUGAAAGGACUCAACCGCAACAGGCUGCAGUUGAGACUGGUGGAGCGGAUGAACUUAAAACACACUAUGUUUACAGGGAAGAUCGGUUCAUAUCAGGACUAACAGAUGAACAGGUGCAGCGGAUUAAACAGGAGCUGGGCAUUGAAACCCAGGGGAGAGAUGUGAGCAGACCUAUUGUGGAGUUUGAACACUGUGGCUUCCCUGCUACACUGCAUGGCAACCUGAAGAAGGCCAACUACAAGACACCUACACCAGUCCAGAUGCAGAUGGUGCCUGUUGGUCUCAGCGGCAGGGAUGUGAUUGCCAGUGCUGACACAGGCUCAGGGAAAACUGUGGCCUUCCUGCUGCCAGUUGUAGUGAGAGCACUGGAGAGACCAGUACACAGCCUGCGUAGCCCCGUGGCUCUCAUCCUGACCCCCACCAGGGAGCUGGCCAUUCAGAUAGAGAAGCAGGCUAAAGAACUGGUGAUGGGCCUCCCCAACAUGAGAACUGCCUUGCUGGUGGGCGGCAUGCCGCUUCCCCCACAGCUCCACCGCCUCAAGAGCAGCAUCAAAAUUGUCAUUGCCACACCUGGGCGACUCCUUGAGAUCUUGAAGCAGAAAGCAGUACAGCUGGACCGAGUGAAGGUGGUUGUGGUUGAUGAGGUGGACACUAUGCUGAAGAUGGGCUUCCAGCAGCAGGUACUUGAAGUUUUGGACCAAGUCUCUGAAGAACAUCAGACUCUGCUGGCAUCAGCCACCAUCCCAACAGGGACAGAGGAACUGGCUGCCCGGUUGGUUCGUGACCCUGUCCGUAUUGCUAUUGGAGAGAAGAACCAGCCCUGUGCCAACAUCAGACAGAUCCUUCUGUGGGUAGAGGAACCCUCCAAGAAGAAGAAGCUAUUUGAGAUUCUCAAUGACAGUAAACUGUACCAGCCUCCAGUGGUGGUGUUUGUAGACUGUAAACUUGGGGCUGAUCUGCUGUGUGAAGCAGUCGCCAAGGUGACAGGCUUCAAUACUGUGGCAAUCCACUCUGACAAGACUCAGUGGGAACGCAACCGCAUCCUCAGGGGACUUCUGGAUGGAGACUUUGAAGUGGUCAUCAGUACAGGUGUGCUUGGCAGAGGACUGGACUUAGUUAAUGUCAGAUUGGUGGUUAAUUUUGACAUGCCAAACACCAUGGAUGAGUAUGUCCAUCAGGUGGGCAGGGCAGGUCGGCUGGGACACAGAGGAACCGCCAUCACCUUUAUCAACAACAACAAUAAAAGGCUAUUCCUGGACGUGGUGAACAGGGUCAAACCUACAGGCUCCAUCUUGCCCCCACAGCUCCUCAACUCACCCCACCUUCAUGAGCAGCAGAGGAGGGAAAGACAAAAAGCCAAACUGGAGUCGGAGGAUACACUGGUCACCAAGAACAACCUCAUAGACAUCAUAAGGAAACAUGACCGUCGCAAGAAAUAAUGUAUUCUGUCAAUCAUUCUUAG